Molecule: messenger RNA, 4537 nt
Organism: Oncorhynchus nerka (sockeye salmon)
Lineage: Eukaryota; Metazoa; Chordata; Actinopteri; Salmoniformes; Salmonidae
Product: CCAAT/enhancer-binding protein zeta
Exons: 17
Coding region: 241-3510 (1089 amino acids)
Cellular component (GO): nucleus
Source: RefSeq, a predicted model, not a curated record
GAACUUUGAACUUUAGUUCAAACAGUCCUGUUUGAUCCAUAUAAAUCAGAAAUAUAAUCCAGAAAAUCCUAUACACUACUAGUCAUGUGGAUUUGGAUAACAAAAUAAAACACACGAAUUAUUGUUCUGAAAUCAAGCUGGAUAUGAAGAUCACAAAUAAUUGCUUUCGACGAUAGUAAGGCAGUUACUGUACACACUUUCCUUCCAGGUCCUGUCAUUUUUCUACAUGCUGCUUUCAGCAUGGCACCGAAAGGAAAGAACCGUAAGGCAUUAGCCAAAACACAUUUUGUAAAUGUAAAGGACGAGUUUGAAAAUGACAACGAUGGAGAUGAGGAAGAAGAAAUCAAUGGAGAUGGUCCUCAACCGGACGACGAAUUUAAUUUGGACGAGGUUUUACGUUUGGGUGGAACCCGAGCUGACUUUGCCCUGCUUGACGCCAUCAUUGAUGAGAACGAGCUGAUCGACGGUGGAAAGAAAGGAGCCAUAGAUGACCUGGAACCUGGCGAGUUGGAGACAUUCAUCACCAAGCUGGGCAUCCGCUCAUACAAAGACCAACAGAUUAUCCCAGAUGAGCCUACAGAGGAAGAGAAGGCAGAGGCGAGCCAAAAGGAGAGCAAAAAGGCUGAUGCCAAGAAAGCCAAGUCAGGUGAUCAGAAGCCCAAACCAGAGCCUAAAGGCAAGGACCUGCCUGCCACAUCUACAGUGGAGACAAAGAAUAAGAAAAAUAAAGAGACAGCAAAAACCAGCGUCCCAGCCACUGGAAAGAAAGCUAAACUAAAUGCCAACUUAUUUGAGUUUCAGCCGAGGCAGCUGCUUCUGAUCAAACCAGGUGGCAAGUGGUUUGACCUGGAGUACACUGCAGAGGGUACCUCUAACCCACAGGAUGAGUCUCAAGUCUCCCAGUACAAGGCCCUGGCUAUAAAGCUGUUUGAGGCUGAGACAGGGCUCUACAAGAGCAAGAAGAACAUGCAGAAGGGGGCCAACUCAGCCUGGAUGAAAAAUGUGGUCUCCGCAGGCACGCUGGCUGACAGGAUGGCAGCCAUGACAGUUCUGAUCCAGGAUGCCCCGGUACAGAGCAUAGAGCAUGUGGAGAACCUGGUCUCCAUGGUGAAGAAGAAGGGUAGUCGCAGACAGGGGCUGAUGGCUCUGGACACUCUCCGAGAGCUCUUCAUGUCUGACCUGCUGCCAGUGAACCGCAAGCUCAGGACCUUCGCCCAGCAUCCCUUUGACAAGCUGGAGCAGAAGGCGAGCGGGAACAAGGACGCGCGCGACCGCCGCCUCGUCCUGUGGUACUUUGAGCACCUUCUGAAGUACCACGUGGCCGAGUUCGUGGUGGCCCUGGACGAACUCGCCCACGACACGGUGGCAACCACCAAGGCCAAAUCUCUGGCCACUGCCCACGAGCUGCUGCUCAACCGGCCCGAACAGGAGAGGGCCCUUCUCAUCCAGGUGGUCAACAAGCUGGGAGACCCUGAGUACAAGACGGCAGCCAAGGCCUCGUACCUGCUGGAGACCCUGCUGCACAAGCACCCCAACAUGAAGGCGGUGGUGUGCAGCGAGGUGGAGCGCCUCAUGUUCAGGCCCAACAUCAACCUGAAGGCCCAGUACUAUGCUGUGUGCUUCCUCAACCAGGUGCUGCUGAGCCACGACGAGGCCGAGCUGGCCAGCAAACUCAUCUCCAUCUACUUCUCCUUCUUCCGAGCCUGCAUUAAGAAGAAGGAUGUGGAGUCCAAGAUGCUGAGCGCCCUGCUGUCGGGCGUGAACAGGGCCUAUCCCUACGCCAAGGCCGGGGACGAAAAGGUGAAGGAGCAGCUGGACACGCUGUUUAAAGUAGUGCACCUGGCGAAGUUCAACACUGCCGUCCAGGCUCUCAUGCUGCUCUUCCAGGUGAUGGACUCUCAGCAGAUCGUCUCAGACCGCUACUAUGUGGCUCUCUACAGGAAGCUCAUGGACCCAGGUCUGACUCUGUGCUCCAGGCAGAGUAUGUUCCUCAACCUGCUGUACAAGUCUCUGAAGGCAGACAUCGUCCUGCGGCGGGUCAAAGGCUUUGUGAAGAGGCUGCUGCAGGUCAGCUGUGAGCAGAACCCUACAUUUGCCUGCGGGGCUCUCUUCCUUGUAUCAGAGGUCAUGAAGGCCAAACCAGGCCUCAAGCUGCUGCUGCAGGAGUGUGGGGAUGGUGAAGAGGAGAAUUUCAAAGAUCUUAAGGAAGAAGAGGAUGAUGAGGAGAGGUUUGUAGAUGCAGAUAAGGUGGAGGAAGGACAGCGUGAGAUCAUUCCGAAACCCACUGCAUCGUCGUGGGUACAUCACCAAAACAUUGAAGGUGGGAAGAGUAUGGAUACCUACGACCCGUUACACAGAAACCCCCUAUUCUGUGGGGCUGACCACACCACGUUAUGGGAGCUGCACAGGCUCUCUGCACAUUUCCACCCAUCAGUGUCACUGUUCGCCAAGACAAUCCUACAGGGAGAGUUCAUCAACUACACAGGAGACCCUCUCCAGGACUUCACUCUCAGCAAGUUCUUGGAUCGCUUCGUCUUCAGGAAUCCCAAGCAACUGAAGGGCAAACAAAACACAGACGCUACAGUUAUGCAGCCCAAACAGAAGCUGACCAUGAAUAACAUCCACAAUUUACCUGUGAACUGUGAGGAGUUCCUGUCCAAUAAGGAGAGUCAGAUUCCUGUGGAUGAGGUCUUCUUCUAUCGGUUCUUCAAGAAACGAGAAGCGGAGAAGGCACUGCGUCGGCCACGAGGAGAUGGAGAUAACGAGAGUGUGGAGGACGUGGACGAUGAUGAGUUUGAGACUCUGCUCGAUUCAUACGAGGGAGACAGUUACUUCACUGACUUGCCAAUUGAUGAAACAGACCUGGACUUUGCAGGCAAUGUUAAGACCAAAUCUAAGAAGGGGAAGAAGGGUGGAGAUGAGGAUGAGUCGGACCUGGAUGAUGACUUGGAUGGUGAUCUGGAUGAUGAGGAGGUGUCCCUUGGCAGUAUGGACGAGGAGGACUUUGGAGAUGAACUGGAGGAGGAGGGAGGGGCCUUCAUGGACCCCGCUGGGGAGGAUGAUGAUGAGGAAGUUCCAGAACUUGAUGAUGGUGAUUUUGCUUUUGGUGAUUCUGACGAUGAGAUGGAGGUUCCAAACAUCACUCCAGGUUCUAAAAAGAGCAAGAGGAAGGCAUCAGAGGAUCUUAACUACACUGGGUCUCUAGGUUCCAAACCAGGGAAGAAACACAAAGGAAAGGACACAGCCAUGUUUGCAUCUGCUGAAGAGUUUGGAUUUAUGUUGGAUGAAAAUGCUGGCUCAAAGUUUGACAACAUCGGCAUGAAUGCCAUGGCCAACAAAGACAAAGCAGGUGUCAGGCAGCUCAAGUGGGAGGCCCAGAGAGACGAUUGGGUCCGAGGUAGAGAUGUCAAGACCCUACGGAAGAAGAAGGCCAUGUUUAACAAGAAGAAACAGUUUGGCAAGCCACCGUUUGGCAAAUCAAGGGCUGGCAGAAAUACUUUCAAGAAGUAGUAAUCAUUUCUGAACCUAAGAUCACUUAAGUUUGUGUUCAUGCUCUACGCCUUCUUGGAACAAUCUUUCAAGGUCUUGCUCUCGAAUCCCAUAAACCCUGGGAUAUUCGCUGUACAGACAAAGUGAUUGUGUUUUAGGCUGCAUUCACACAGGCAGCCGAAUUCAGAUUUUUUUUACACUAAUUGGUCUGUUGACUAAUCAGCUCUGAAAGAUUUGAUGUGAUUGGUCAAAAGACAAAUUAGUGUGGGGGGGGGUCAGAAUUAGGCUGCCUGUGUGAAUGCAGCCUAACACUAUUAUUCUGUCUCCAGUUUAUUAGAAGUCCAACGAAUAUGCCAGGGUUAAUGGGAUUUGAGAGCAAGUGGGUGACAUGCCAGGGGUGUGUUCAUUAGUGCAAACUGUAAUUGCCUUUAUCUAUACCUGUUGACAGUUCCUGGUUUGUUCUACCGAUCAUUGGAGAAACUACUUCAUGCCUGUGUAAAAUCAAGUAGGCUGCGUUUACACAGGCAGCCCAAUUCUGAUGAUUUUUCCACUAAUUUAACUAUUGACCAAUCAGAUCUUACCCAUAAUUGGGCUGUCAUGCUUUGAAGUUACCUUGGACUGCCUGUGUAAACAGCCAUAUUCUCUGUAUUGACAUUUCAACUCUGUUCAAUAUUUUGUAUAGGUUUAUACAAGGUAAAUACAAAAUGAAAACAUUAGCAUACUAUAAUGUCUGGUCUGUAAUAAUUGUAACUGGAGAUGAAACGUUUUUAAUAUUUGGUGCCGAUUUUAUUGCUGUGCGGUUUGGAAUUGGAACGAUUCUUCAAGUUUGUAUGUUUUGAACUGUCUAUAGCCCGUACCCUCCAGAACAGAGAGAAGCAUGUUGUUCAUACUGUUUCUGAAAUAAAAAUAAAUUAACAUUUUGUUACAAAGCAAUGGUGUACAUAGCCCAAGAUAGUCAGUGUACAUGGCAAAUGUCAUUUCUAUAUAAAAUGUAAAUGUUACCAUGACUUGUGUACAUCUUGUAAUAAAAAAGACCAUAAGCACCCAG